Messenger RNA from Tripterygium wilfordii, 1301 nucleotides. Its product is annotated as rac-like GTP-binding protein RHO1. Lineage: Eukaryota; Viridiplantae; Streptophyta; Magnoliopsida; Celastrales; Celastraceae. Gene Ontology annotation, cellular component: nucleus; cell cortex; cytoskeleton. Gene Ontology annotation, biological process: cortical cytoskeleton organization; regulation of actin cytoskeleton organization; small GTPase-mediated signal transduction. The record is from RefSeq and is a predicted model, not a curated record. Gene Ontology annotation, molecular function: GTPase activity; GTP binding; protein kinase binding. The transcript has 8 exons. The coding region runs from base 284 to 877 and encodes 197 amino acids.
AAACGAAAAUGAAAAAGAAAAACAAUCUUACAAUCGGUGGGUGUAGUUGGCGAAGAGUGGUUCGCUCAACGAACGCUUCAACGGCAACAUUUCACGGCCCAGAGAAGAGAUGGCUGAUUGAAGAAACCCAGAUUGGUGGGUUUUUUGGUUUUUCGUUUGUGGGAUUGAAGAAGGUCCUCAGGUGAAGAUCUGGGGCUAAUUUCUUUUCUGGGUUUGAUUUUCUUUUGUUUAGGAAUUGGGAUUCUUGGGGUUAAAUUUGAAUAAGAAUUAGGAAGAAAAGAAAAUGAGCGCAUCGAGGUUUAUCAAGUGCGUCACAGUCGGUGAUGGUGCCGUUGGUAAAACAUGCCUCCUCAUUUCCUACACCAGCAAUACUUUUCCUACGGAUUAUGUGCCAACUGUAUUUGACAAUUUCAGCGCCAAUGUGGUUGUGAAUGGAGCCACUGUCAACCUGGGAUUGUGGGAUACUGCUGGACAAGAGGAUUAUAACAGAUUAAGACCUUUGAGUUACCGUGGGGCAGAUGUUUUCAUACUGGCAUUUUCUCUCAUAAGCAAGGCCAGUUAUGAAAAUGUUUCCAAGAAGUGGAUUCCAGAGUUGAAACAUUAUGCGCCUGGUGUUCCAAUAGUUCUUGUUGGAACCAAGCUUGAUCUGCGGGAUGAUAAGCAGUUCUUUAUAGACCAUCCUGGUGCAGUCCCCAUCACCACCGCACAGGGAGAGGAGCUGCGGAAGCUGAUUGGUGCACCUGCUUACAUCGAAUGUAGUUCAAAAACGCAGCAGAAUGUUAAGGCGGUUUUUGAUGCCGCAAUCAGAGUUGUCCUUCAACCGCCGAAGCAGAAGAAAAAGAAGAGCAAAGCACAAAAAGCUUGCUCCAUAUUGUGAUUUGAAAGAGUGCAAAGACUCACGGUCACUGUCCUACCAGGUUCCCUCCUUUCUUUUCUACCCUUUUGUUGCUCUCGAAGAAGCUGGAGGCCUCAAAUUAUUGUCUUAAGAGACUAUCAUUAGGAUCUCAUUGAAGCGUCAGGUGGUUUGAUUUUCCUUUCCUGGAAUUUGUGAUUCUAAUUGCUGAAUUCCAUUACAAGAUUGGUCACCUCCCCCUUCGGUAUUGAUAUGUUUUAAUGUAUUAAUUGGACUGGAUGACCAAUUAGGGAAACAACCUUGCCGCUUCGCACGGAUACGUGAACUAUGGUCUUUGUAUGUUUUUUUUUUUUCAAUGAUUUGGGUAUGUUUGUCAUGUUAGUAUUUCAUGUUUAGUCUGUUAAACAUCUUGAUAGUUUAUUAUUGAAAUCUAUGGGUUCCUUUCAUC